CUCAAUCUCAACGGUGUUGUGGCACUUUUAGGAAACUUCGAAAAUAACAGCUAGCUGCUGCUUUGUUUGCAUUGUUGUAACAGAUACAAAAUCUAUUGAAGGUCUAUAUCUACUCUAAAUUUUCUAAAUCAUUCUUGAUUCGUUGACUAAUCGGAAUCUCGCUCCUCUUACUCCUGAAGACAUAUUAUAUCCUGCUAGAAUAUAGAUUACUGAAAUUAUUAUAGAUAAACGCUCAUCAACCCCGGUCUCGCGAAGAUGCCGUCGGCGCAGUCGAAACUUCAAGUCCAGCGAAUUUAAGGAGUAAAAUUGUCCAGACUUGGGCAACAGCACGUCACAAAUUGCUUCUGUAUUGCGACUUAUUGGGAAAAAAGUCAGAAUUUCAAUAGGCGGAUUAGUGACGUGCCAUUGUCCAUUUCUGGACAAUUUUACGUCUUUCAUCUUCCUCAUCGCCGCCACGAUGUAAGAAUGAGUUAUGAAGAGAUUGAUAGAGUGAAUCAAUGCGUGAGCGAGUGAGUGAGUUUGAAUGUCGGCAGAGAAGUGCUUGACUCUGAGUGAGCAAGGAAUGAAUGACAAUGAAAUGACUACUAUCCCAUCAUCUUCAGCAUCUUCAUCUAAAUAUAUCUCGAAGCAGAGAUUCGAAUCUUGCUGCAGAUGCUCGACGUCGUCAACGACCGAAGCAGCGCAUCCUCGAAGGAAACGAUCUUUCACUUGCUCGACCUCAAGGAGCGCCAUACCAUCUGGCUCAAAUUGGCGCUGGGUGAAACGACUCAGGUAA
Molecule: messenger RNA, 775 nt
Organism: Amoebophrya sp. A25
Lineage: Eukaryota; Dinophyceae; Syndiniales; Amoebophryaceae
Source: the annotation of a GenBank genome assembly